AGUAGCGGGUGGCGGGGACAGAAAAACAAAAAAAAUAUGUAAAAAAUAUGAAUGAGGGGAAGGGGAUGGAAGAGGGGAGGGGAAAAAGGGGUGAAGGGGAAAGGAAGGGACAGCCAGCGAAGGGGAGGCAGUAUCUUGUCACCGAGCAUCGCCUGAGGAAGCUGCCACUCAUUCCUCACCUGUAAUUUUUCACCACGAGAGACGAGAGUGACCUACAGGGGCCCCAGUAGGAGGUAGGCACUGUGCCCUGUCAGGUGCCAUGGGAGGGGCGGAGGGGCACAGUAGAUGUAGCCAGAUGCCUUCUCGCCCACAAACACACCGACAGAAGGUUCCUUCAGAAACUCUGCAAGCUCCAGACUUUCCCGUCGCCGAGCAGUCCUCUCCUGACGCUGGCAGAUUCCUGGUGGCACAGCGGCCGAUGUCACCGGGGGAGCUGCUGGUGUAUGAGUCGCCCGUGGCGCUGGGGCCACGCGCUGCCUGCCACCUGGUGUGUUUGGGCUGCCACGAACUAAUAAGUGAUGAGGCGGUGCCGCGGUGUGAGCGGUGCUGGUGGCCGCUGUGUUCACAGCGAUGCUCCUCCAGCCUCCGCCACGCCGAAGAGUGCCCCGUGCUGGCCGCCGACAGCCAGAGGACCGGACAGCCCCAGUUCUUCGGCUACAGUUCACGGUACGACAUCAUCCUGGUGGUGCGGUGUCUCCUGCUGCGAAAGACAAACCCUGACGCGUGGCGCCACCUGCUGGACCUGGCCAGUCACGUGCCCUAUCGCUUGCUGGAGGACGACGACGACCACCAGAUCACUGUCGACUACGUGACACAGGUGCUCAAGGUGGAGGAGGACGCCCAGGUGGUGCACCACGUGCGUGACGCCAUCACCACCAACAGUUUCGAGUGGACAAGUCCCUCCGGGGUGAGGCUACGGGGCCUGUACCUGCAGCUGGCGCGCCUCAACCACUCCUGCCGCCCAUCCGUCUCCGUGUCGUCUGACGGUAAAGGCACCAUGUUUGUGCGUGCGGCUCGUGACCUGGCGGGCGGCGACGCCCUUACGGUGGCGUACACGUCCACCCUCCACCCCUUAUGGGAGCGCCGCGCCUACACCAAGCAAACACACUACUUCACCUGUGAUUGUGAAAGGUGCAGUGACCCCACGGAGCUGGGCGUGCACUACUCGUCGCUGCCGUGCCCUGAGUGCCGCGACCAGUUCCUAGAGCCCACCACCUGGCUGGGAGACGCAACCUGGGAGUGCCCCGUGUGCGGCAGGCGGCAGGAAGAGGCGGCCAUCAGGGACGAGGUGGACCGCUGGAUGAGCCGCUUUGAUUACGACGACACCUUCAUCAAGAGCUCCCCGACGGCCGUGCGGGGCAUCCUGGACGGCGUGCAGAUGGCAUUCCACGCCCAUCACUACGUGUGGGUCAUGGCGGCGCAGGCGGCCCUCAGGACGCUCGCGCCGGACCACUCCCGUAAGGCCAUGACACUCAAGCGGCAGCUGUGGCAGAGACUCCUGCACAUCUACAGCGUCCUGGAGCCGGGCAUGACCAGGAGACGAGGUGUGACGCUCUACCACUUGGGCACCGUCGAGGCGGACCUGACGCGGAUUGAGAAGAGGGAAGGGACGCUCACUGACCACUUCUUCAGGCAGGAGCUCCACCGCGCACUCCAGCACCUUCAGGAGGCCGCCGAUAUCAUGAACCUGGAGCCUUCAGGAUCACACGAACUCAACUGGCUCAGGAAGAUUCAAGUUGCCAUCAAUGUGGUCGCCGAGGAGUUAGGUGAAGAGCCUCCAGUCUACAUCAGUCUUCCCUCGGAGGAGAAAAACGGGGAGGCAACACCAAUGGAAAAGAAUGGCCAUGCUUCCCCCAACCCUCGUGUCCCUCUCCACCGCCAAACAACUGUGAAUGACAAAACAAAAAAGUUGUCGGGUCGGUGCACACAGGCACAGCGGGUCGGCAAUGUCAUCUGCCAGCGGUUAUUGGCACUGAGCAAGUAUUUUAGUGUCAGAAAGCCGCUGGGACCACCUCCCGGCGACCACACCACCGCUGCACACACGGAGGCAGCACACGCGCCUCACGCCGGGGUGAAGUUGUAG
Messenger RNA from Scylla paramamosain (green mud crab), 2083 nucleotides. Its product is annotated as SET domain-containing protein SmydA-8-like. Lineage: Eukaryota; Metazoa; Arthropoda; Malacostraca; Decapoda; Portunidae. Gene Ontology annotation, molecular function: protein binding. Bases 260 to 2083 code for a protein of 607 amino acids. The record is from RefSeq and is a predicted model, not a curated record. The transcript is spliced from 5 exons.